AUGGAAGAUCCAAGAACAGUUAUGAUAUUUUAUAAUGGACAAUGGGUGGACAAAACAAACUACACAGAUUUUGAAGUGACAGGGAUAUUGAUACCAUCAAAAUGUUCUUACAACCUACUUGCACAAACAAUAUGUUCUACUUUGGGUUUGGACAGAAGUAAACAAAACAUUGAUGUUCAAUUCCAAAUUAAAUCAGGAAUACCACCCAUGAAGAUUACAGAUGACAAUGGCUGCAGAUUUUAUGAACAAAUCAGAAAAAAAGAUGAUGAUGAGACCAAAUACCCUAUGAUGGUAAACCUUUCAGCAGCCAUUCCACCAGAAAACAUUGGUAGCAGCUCCAUCAAUCAUGACUACUCUGAACAUACAAUGCAAAUCACACAGCCUAUACCUACAAGGACAGAGUAUGCACAAAACAUGGCAGACUUUGUAAUCAAUCAAGUUGAAAAUGCAAUUGAAACAAGCCAGCAAGCAACAAGUCAGGUGAUCUCAGAUCCUCAUGUUGAUAACAUAUUUGUUGGACAAGUUUUUUCAAACAAAGAAACACUACAAAAUGCUGUCAGCCUAUACUCAAUAAGAAGAAAUCAGCCCUUCAAGGUAAAAAGAUCCUCCAAACUUGACUACAAGCUAGUUUGCAUCGAUGAAAAUUGUAAAUGGAGUUUCUUGGCAUCAAAACAUGGAAAAACAAACAUGUUCAAAAUCAGAAAGAUUCAGCAUUCUCAUACAUGCUCAUUAGAUGUCACAUCUGUAGACCACCCUAAUGCAACAAGCAACCUGAUUGGUAGUGUAAUAAGAAUCAAAUUUGUAAACCCAAAGAGAGACUACACACCAAAUGAAAUAGUGGAUGACAUGGCAGAUGACUAUAGUGUCUCCAUAUCUUACCAAAAAGCAUGGAGGGCUAGAGAAAAGACUAUUGUAGAUGCAAGACGCUGUCCACACGAAUCGUACUCUGAAAUACCAAGAAUCUUGUACAUGAUGGAAAAAUGCAACCCAGGAACAAUCACAGACCUUGUCACAGACGAGAAUGGCCACUUCAAAUACCUAUACUUCGCAAUAGGUGCUUCCAUCAAAGGUUGGCAACACUGCAAUCCAAUAAUAGUCACGGAUGGUACUUUCUUAAAAAAUCAACAUGGUGGAACAUUGUUAAUAGCUAGUGCACAAAAUGCAAAUAGACACAUAUUUCCACUAGCAUUUGCAAUAGUAGACUCUGAGAAUGACACUUCAUGGAACUGGUUCUUCAAAGAAACUAAAAGAAUCAUACAAUGA
Cannabis sativa is the source of this 1263-nucleotide messenger RNA. RefSeq lists its product as uncharacterized. Lineage: Eukaryota; Viridiplantae; Streptophyta; Magnoliopsida; Rosales; Cannabaceae. The record is from RefSeq and is a predicted model, not a curated record. Bases 1 to 1263 code for a protein of 420 amino acids. The transcript has 2 exons.